This is a messenger RNA of Anolis sagrei ordinatus, 12034 nucleotides long. RefSeq names its product FLVCR choline and heme transporter 1 (gene FLVCR1). The record is from RefSeq and is a predicted model, not a curated record. Gene Ontology annotation, cellular component: membrane; mitochondrion. NCBI's taxonomy places the organism in Eukaryota, Metazoa, Chordata, Lepidosauria, Squamata, Anolidae. Gene Ontology annotation, biological process: mitochondrial transport; heme export; erythrocyte differentiation. Gene Ontology annotation, molecular function: heme transmembrane transporter activity; heme binding.
GAGCGAGCAGAGCCGUCUGCGCAUGCGGGAGCCGGUCGCGAGCUAUCUCUCGAGGGAGGCGGACGUUUCGUUUUUUUGAGCUGAGGGGAGGGAAAGGAAGCAAGCACGCCUGCCUGAAUGAGGGACUGCUGUUGGUUGUGUGAGGAGAGAUUAUGGCGGGUGGAGGCUGAGGGAGCGAGGCCCAGGUUGGGGUAGGAUAGGCAAGGUCAGGGAAACACCUGAGGAGGAAGAAGGGAAGGAGAAGAUACUGUUUAGCAGGCUGAGGGGGGCCUUGGCCUGAGUGUGUGGACAGCAGAGGCUGUACUGUGUGUGAGAGAGAGUGAUUGUGGGGGUAUUUAGUUUGGAAAUGAUAAUAUUGCAGUAGCAUAGUAGGGAAGCUCUCUUGUUAUAUAUAUAUGAGUGAUUGGGGGUAUUUAGUGGGAAAUAAUAUUAUUGCACUCAUAUUAUUAUGAGUGAUUGUGGGGGUAUUAAGUGGGAAAUAAUAUUGCAAUAUUUAGUGAAAAAUAAUAUUAUUGCACUCAUAUUAUUAUGAGUGAUUGUGGGGGUAUUUAGUGGGAAAUAAUAUUAUUGCAGUAUUUAGUGGGAAAUAAUAUUAUUGCAUUCUUAAUAUUAUGAGUGAUUGUGGGGGUAUUUAGUGAGAAAUAGUAUUAUUGCAGUAUUUAGUGGGAAAUUAUAUUAUUGCACUCAUAAUAUUAUUAUGAGUGAUUGUGGGGGUAUUUAGUGGGAAAUAAUAUUACUGCACUCAUAUUAUUAUGAGUGAUUUUAGUGGGAAAUAAUAUUAUUGCACUCUUAAUAUUAUUAUGAGUGAUUGUGGGGAUAUUAAGUGGGAAAUAAUAUUAUUGCAGUAGUGGGGAAAAUAGAGGGAGGCAGAAGAAAAGGAGUUUUCUGGAAGCAGAGAAGAUGCAUAUUGUGAUAUUGGACUAGCCUUGCAAUUGUGGGGAUGUGGCAAGGCCUAUUUGUUUAGCUCUUUGUGUCCAAACUGUGAGAAAUAAUAUUGCAAUAACAUAGAAGUGAGAGAGAAGGGUCAUAAGAGGAGGAGUUCUCUGAGGAUAGGAAAAAUGCAUGGCAUGGGGUUGGAGUAACUUUGCAAUUCUGUAUUUGAGGAAUCUAUUUAGCUGUGAGUGUCCCAGCUGUGGAAAAUAAUUUUGCAAUACUUGGGAGGGAAAAGGGAGGUAGAAAAGGAGUGCUUUCCUGGCACCAGGAGUAGUCUUGCAAGUGUGUAUGGGGUGGUACUCAGCUGUCUAAACUGUGGAAAAUAAUCAUGUAAUAGCAUAGUAGGGGGGAAGGGGAGGAGCAUUUUUCUGAGAGGAGGAAAAAUGCAUGCUGUGUGGGUGGAAUAAUCUUGUAACUGUAUGUGUCUAAGGGGCAGGAUGGGGUGUGUUCAGAGAGAGAGUCACUAAAGCAUUGGGAGAAGUGGUUGUAGAGAGAAGGGAUUAUAGGAAGGAGAUUCUCAGUAGGUGGAGAGUAUCUGUCUCUGAUUUGGAAACUGAAUAGAGAAGGGGAGUGGCUCAAGGGUCAGGAUGGGUGGUGAGGGAGCUGAUAUGGGGGAGCCUGGGGAGGGUGGCGAGGAGAGUGGUGGUGAGCCCUUGAAGGUGGCUGUGGUGCAUCCCUUCCAGCAGAAUGGAUGUCUCCCAGGCAAAGAGAUUGAACACAGCAGCUGCUCCACACCUUUGGUAGCUGAGAGCGAUGUGGAACUUGGAAGUGGUGUCCCUUCCUUUCCUAAUCUUGAGGAGCAUCCAGAGGUGGAAGCGAUGCUGUCCUCCUCCACAUCAGGAAGUAAGCUGACCACUCGGCUUUCCAAGCGCAGGCUGGUGGUGCUGGCUAUCUUCAGCUUGUACUCCCUGGUAAAUGCCUUCCAGUGGAUCCAGUAUAGUAUAUUGACAACUAUCUUCAUUGAAUACUACAAUGUCUCAACUUCUCAGAUUGAUUGGCUCUCCAUGGCAUACAUGGUGACAUACAUUCCUCUGAUUUUUCCAGCCACUUGGCUGCUGGACAUUCGUGGCCUUCGCCUCACUGCCUUGCUGGGCUCUGGACUCAACUGUUUGGGUGCUUGGAUUAAGUGUGCCAGUGUUCAACGAAACCUCUACCCAGUUACCUUGUUGGCACAGAUUGUGUGUUCUGUAGCUCAGGUUUUUAUUUUGGGACUGCCCUCUCGGAUUGCCUCUGUCUGGUUUGGACCCAAGGAAGUGUCCACUGCUUGCGCUGUAGCUGUGCUUGGAAAUCAGCUAGGCACAGCAAUUGGCUUCUUAUUGCCCCCAGUCUUAGUUCCAAACACAGCUGAUGACAUGGAUCUCAUGGGGUAUAACAUACGAAAUAUGUUCUAUGGAACAGCAGCCAUAUCUACAUUCCUCUUUAUCCUAGUAGCAUUUGUGUUUAAGGAAAAACCUAAAUAUCCUCCAAGUCAGUCUCAAGCAGUUCUCCUCAAUGUAUCUACAGAAGAUCACUCGUAUAUAAAAUCGAUUGUCAACCUGUUCAAAAAUGUUCCUUUUGUUCUUUUGCUAAUAAGUUAUGGAAUAAUGACUGGAGCCUUUUAUUCAGUUUCAACCCUUCUAAACCAAAUGAUAGAUUCUCAUUAUAAAGGAGAAGAAGUGAAUGCGGGAAGGAUUGGCCUGACACUUGUGGUAGCUGGCAUGGUAGGCUCAGUUAUUUGUGGCUUAUGGCUGGAUCGCACCAAAACGUACAAGCAGACAACAUUAAUUGUGUAUAUCCUCUCUUUUGUGGGGAUGAUUGUAUUUACAUUCACCUUGGAUUGUGGACACCUAAUAGUCGUAUUUGUGACUGGUGGAGCACUUGGCUUCUUUAUGACUGGUUACCUCCCCCUUGGAUUUGAAUUUGCUGUGGAAAUCACAUACCCAGAGCCAGAAGGCACCUCAUCAGGGCUUUUGAAUGCUUCAGCACAGAUAUUUGGAAUAAUCUUUACACUGAUUCAAGGGAAACUCACUACAGAUUACAAUCCCCGUGCAGGAAACAUUUUCCUCUUUGUAUGGAUGUUUAUAGGUAUCAUUUUAACAGCUUUAAUCAAAUCAGAUUUGCGGAGGCACAAUGUGAAUUCAGGGAUAAAUGUUGAUGCUAAAUCUACACCAGUUGAUUCUAAUACAGAAGAUGGACGCAAUAAAAUUGUAUCAAAAAGCCCAUCUGAAACAAAAAUUUAAACAGGACGAUGCUAAAGUUCUGCAGUUGUCACAUUAUACCAAGUGGAAGUCGCCUAAUGACAAGAUUUGUAUUCCUGAAGGUAGAGCCAUAGCUACCAGCAAUGAUAAUGCCACACAAUUUCUGUAUGUACUAAAAAUGCACAUACUCUACUGGGGACACAUUUUUCAGUGAUUAUACUGGCAAGUUCCACCAUGGUUUUAAAGAAAACAUUCUUAUCUUAUUCCUGGAAUCUGUGCAUUUUCAAAACUAUAUGAGACCACUUUCAGUUCUAUGACAACAAGUCGCAAAUAGGUUGAGAUUUAAAACAAAAGAUUCACUCCCUGGGUUUUUGGAACAGGUUUUUGGUGCACGUGAAGGGCUCCAUUGAAAGUGUGGAUUGACUUCUGCUUGUACUGACUUCUGUUUUGGAGCAAGUAGAUGACCAGAGAUGGACAUGGCCCAUGAAAUGUGUGCAUUGAAUGGACUGCCAUAAAUUAAGGGAGUGUGUUUUUUAACUUGGAUUUUUUUUUAUUGGAAGUGUUCACCUACCCUUUUGGUGGGAGGGUAUGAGACCCAGCAAAUUUUUGUGUUGUACUGUAUAUUUUAUUUGUCAUUUCUGUUUAUUUUAAAAGGAUUGCGGUUUAUGAAAGUUGCAAAUGCAUAUCAAAGACAUAUAUACAUUUUAUUUUAUUCACGGGAAAUACCUUACAGCCUGUUAUUUUGAAAAUAACAGACAUAUUGAUCUGUGAGCAACAAAAUCCCCAGAGUUACUUUUUUUUCUAACUUCUUUUUCUUUGCAUUCUAAAAAUGCAUAUUUUGUAUCAUGGGAAUGACAAAGAAGUAUUUCCAAAUCUUUCGAAGGCUUGUUCUGUUAGCUGCUCUCCACUUGUUCAUGAAUGUGUUUUAGCGAACAAGAAAUGUUAGUGAUUUGGCAUUUUUGUGAAAAAAAAUGCAAGAGCCCACAGUGGGUCUCUGCUGUUUCACCUAGUCAUAGAUAUAUGCAGAUUUCUGUGCAAUUUAGUGAAUCAUGUAACAGAAGAACCAGGACUCACUUCUAAGGUUUUGAUGUACAUUCCUUUUUGCAGUUAGGGGAACAUGCCUGUGUGUGUGCGUGUUUGCUGUCUGGUGGAAGUUUGUGAGUUUUUAUCUGUCUAGAAAUAUUAACUGUCUGUCUCCUAAAUGUUCCUCCAUUAUGAUAUUCCUUUAGUGCAGUUUGCCUGGGAAUAAAUUAUUAUUAACCCUUACAUUCCUUCUACCUUUAAAGGAAGAAUGAAAGUGAAAAGUUUCUUUUCCUGAGCAAACCGAUGCUGCUACUAUCAAUUAUCAAGUCAGUAGGAACAAUUUUUCUCCUGUUUGAAAUGGAAGACAAUUUUAUUUUCUACAGUGAAUUCUUCUGGUUUGAUAAUAUACAUUAGACAUAGGCAAACUUCGGCCCUUCAGGUGUUUUGGACUUCGACUCCCACAAUUCAACUCCCACAAAGGAAAGGGCCUCAGGCUUAAGGGAAGAGUUGUAGUUUUAUAAGUCAUUUCACCUUCUCUGUCAAAGAGUGCUGGUCCCUCAUGAAACUGCGACUCCUAGGAUUCCAUAGUGUUGAACCAUUGUAGUUAAAGUAAUUUCACACUGUAUUAAUUCUACACUGUAGAUUGACCCUUAAAGAGAAAAACCAUGAUCCAACUAAAAUAGACUUCUGAAGUCCUGAAACAGGACAAAUCUCUGUUUUAAAAACCAGUUUGCCUGGGUUGCAGAGAAAAUUCAGAUUUUUUCUGAAAUAACGCCUAUUAAAAUGUGUGUUUGUGUGUAUGUUGAACCCUUCUUAUGUAAGCAGUCAUUUAUUCAUAUUCAAUAACUUCUCAAACUUUCCAGUGGGACCUGUGACCUGUUGCUAAGCACAGCUGCAUCCUUACUCCAUGACCUAAAGCAGGGGUCCUCAAAUUUUUUAAGCAGAGGGCCAAGUUACAAUCCCUCAAACUGUUAGAGGGAUGGAUUAUAAUUUGAAAACAGCAUGAAUGAAUUCCUAUGUACACUGCACAUAUCUUUUUUGUAGUGCAAGAAACACUUUAAAACAAUACAAUAAUUAAAAUGAAGAACAAAUAGAAACUGAUUAGUAUUUAAAUGGGAAGUAUGGGCCUGCUUUUGGCUGAUGAGAUAGGAUUGUUGUUGUGGUGGUGGUGUGCUUUCAAGUCGUUUCAGACUUAGGUUGAUCCUGAGCAAGGGCUGGGUAAAUGACCUUGGAGGGCCGUAUCCGGUCCUCUGGCCUUAGUUUGAGGACCCCUGACCUAAAGGAUAUAGAAAUUCAGGCAGUCCCUGAGUUACAAACAUCUGACUUACAAAUGAGUGAAUUUCCCUGCUUUAGGGGUAGAUUUCUCUCACUUCCUGUUGUCUCACCCCUGUUCUUAACUAUGAAUCAUUUGUAAGUCAGAUUUUCCCAAUGAUAAUGGGAAAAGGUGUCUUUACUGAAGUUUUCUCACCAAUCCUUGUUUCCACAACAAGCCAUUUUUUUUUCAAAAUCAAUUAUUACAGGGUCAGAAAAUGAGGUGAAAUCUUCUGAACAGGGGCACAGACAGCAAAACAAACACUACAAGGGUGUUAACCCUUCCCGAAAGCCACCACCACCACCACCUAUAUAUAUAUAUAUAUGGCUAGAGUUAUACUUUAUAAAUGUACAUGUUCCAACUUAGUAUUGACCUGCUGCUAAAAAUGCGGUUAGUUCAGUAGUCACUAGCACUAACUUCCUCAGUAUACUUCAGGUUGAUCUUAUGUCAGAAUAUAGUAAGGCUGACAUUUAGGUCACACUGUCUGUGUUUGUUAAAUAUUAUACCUCGGAUAUGAAAGCUUGUUCUGAUGCCUAAUUUAAAAGGGCUGUUCUCACUGAUGCUCCUGAAUCAUCCUCAAAGUUUCUUUAAAUGCUGAGCUGCAGAGAGAUUCUGAAAAAAGGCUCAUCUGACCACAUGGUUGAGUAGAAAAAACUAAACAAGGUGUUUGCGCAGCGUCUCAAAACAUGUAUACAGAAUAUUAAUCUGUUUGCUCAAAGUAAACUCUAGUGCUGUGUCUAGAGCUCUAGAAGUUUCUAUAUGCUCUUUUGAUAUUGUACAGUGCACAUAACUUACUGGUGAGCCAUUAAUACCCUGAUAUAUGAGCAUAUUCACAUUUUAAAUUUGUCUCCCCUCCUAAUUUUUAAGAAGUAUUUAGCUUCAGUUAUUCAGGUCAUAGCCAGUGCCUAACAAUGCACUGUCUCCUUUAGCACACAUUAUGUGCAAGUAUUCAUCCAUUUAUGUGCAGCUGGAUGUCAACAAGUUUUUAAAAACCCUUGCCCAAAUCUGGUUAUGCUGCAUAUGCAUGUUCAGUAUCUUGAAUACAGCUAGUCUAGAAUAGAAGGGACCAACCUCCUUACCCCUUUGUCCUACUUGUAAUGUGGAUUUUAGGGCUUAAAGAGAUGUUGGAUUCCUUUUUUUACAGUAUUCAGUUCAUAGUUUAGAGACCUUAAUCCUUUUAAGUCUCCUGUUUCUUUCCAAAGUGCAAAAUUACUCCUUACAAACUGUAAAACUCUAAAUAUAUUUGACAUGGCAGAAGGCCUGCUGGGGUUUUAAAAACAAGGCAGCCUUAUAAUGAGGGCUUAAUUGCAGCUCAGAUGGAUUGAUUCUGAAAUAAGACGAUGUAGGUCUUAGUCUGGGCUUUGGCCAGAUACCACCAAAUUGUAUUCCUGGUCAUUGUGUUGUCGAAGGCUUUCAUGGCCGGAAUCACUGGGUUGUUGUAGGUUUUUUGGGCUGUAUGACCAUGUUCUAGAAGCAUUCUCUCCUGACAUUUUGCCUGCAUCUAUGGCAGGCAUCCUCAGAGGUUGUGAGGUUGCCACAGAUGCAGGCGAAACGUCAGGAGAGAAUGUUUCUAGAAUAUGGGCAAACAGCCCAAAAAACCUACAACAACCUAUUCCUGGUCAAAUUAAACAUAAAGUAUGAAGAGGUGCUUUGCAAGUUUUAACUAACAAAUUGUCUUGCAUAGUGUUGGUCAACUGGUAAGUGUGCAUUUGAAGCAUCCCUUAUAGUUUUCAUUUUUUUUUAGCCCUGAGAGAAUCUAAAGAGAAAUGAAAUGAACCAAAAAUAUGCUUAGUCUCUCAUAUAACAGAAUUUGAUCAAGCCCAAAACUCGCUGGUAUGUACAGUGGGUUCCUACUGAUUUGGGGAGGGGAGAACACACAAUUUCCAUAUAGUUUGAACACUGUAGGAUCUGAAUCCUAUGUAUCAAUUCUUAUGUGGUAAGAUUCCUGAUCAUUUGACUGACUUGGCUUCCUCAAUUGGGGUCAGCUUACAUGCAGAAUAAGGUUAUUUUAAAUAGAACAGUGAAUCCUGAUCUUCACACUGAUGUUUAGGAUCAGUCAUGCUCUGUCACUGUUUGAGAUUUAUCUUCUCACUCUUGAGAAUUCAGGCUCCUUUACUAGAAUUGAUCCUUCUCAAGUUGGCAUAUUCUUUAUUAUGCAAUCAUGUGAGGCCAUUUUCUAUGUCCUUCACCCUCUUAUCUCCCCAAAUUUUGGCUUCAAAAAUAGUUACUUCCACCUUGGGGAUGGGAUGAGGAUUAAUUGGUCAUUUGAAGAUGGAGAGCUUAUUUUGGUAUGGAAAAUAGAAACUACCUUUCAGUUUCUGUUUUGAAAAAAGGCCUCCAUGAUCCUAAAAGUGAUGGGGAGAUGGUCCAAAAUGACCAGUUGUCCCUGGAGGUUUUACAAUAUGCCAUUUUCCCAAAAGUGUAGUAUAGUCUGGAUGUAGAGUGUGGAAGCUCUUCCUGAGCCUUGAAUGUUGCCCAGCCAUACUUUAGAUUAUUAGUGUUGUGGUUUAAUUCUUAGUAUAUAUCCUUGAUAUGCUGUAUUCCCAGUAAGGUUUUUUUUUCAUGUCAGAAGCAAUUUGAGAAACUGCAGGUUAACUGUUACAUACUUUUAAAUGGUUUUCAAGUACUGUAUAAUUUUAACAUCCACAAUAUCAGUUAUACUGUAGACCCUUAGUGAACUGAACAUGUGACCUGCAUAACUUCAUUUGUGUCUUUUUAGACUUGUUUACUGCUCUGAAUGCUCAAAAUGAACAAACCUUGAAAUUGCUUCUAAAUGUUCUUUGCAAAUGUUGACUAUUAUCAUGUUUUCUCUCAAGCUGACCUCAUUUUGGAGCAAGUGUGUGAUAUGUGUGCAAGCCUGGGAGACAGAACCGCCUUUGCAAAAGUCUGCAGUAGUACCUGCAAUUUCGACAGUAUGUGUAGGAUUUCUGUGGCUCUGUAUUUUUUACCAUUACCUAGACAUAAUCACAUUUUUAAAUUGUGCGUUAUGAAAUGCACAUUUUCCCUGAUGAAAAUGUAAGUGCCUCCUCUGUUAAUGCUUUUAUUCAGUAUAAUAUUUCCUUUAGAUGUUACUGGACUAUAAAUCCUAUUGUUCCUUAAUAUUGACUAUGCUGGUUUGGGUCAUUCAAAAUGGUAACCCCCUUAUAGAGAGCUGCAUGAUUCCAACCCUGCUCUAAACCAAUGUUUCUGCCUUAUAAUUUGUCUUGGAGAUGAAGGAGGGCAGGAAACUUUGAUUUUCUGUGCAAUGCUAUGCCAGUUACAUUGUCAGGGUUUCCACUGAGCCAACAGAAAGCCUACAUGUACAUCUAGGUUAAAUAUUAUUUCUGUGACCCAUUCAUUAAUCAACAUUGUUUGUGGAUCUUGUUUUGAAAAGGUUCCAAAUCCAUCUAACAAAUUUUAUAGAAAUCGAAAAAACAUGCUGUGGAUAUGCAUUCUUUUGCUCUAAAAUGCACCUUGUACCAAAGUGUUUGUAUACAUUUUGAUAGCUUUGAUCUGUACAUGAUGUUUUACUCCUAGCCAACAAUGUGCUGCCACCUAUAACUCAUUUUUCAUUUUGUUUUUAUUUGGUACCUUUUUGGAAACAAACUCCACAUUUGUUUCAAGACUAUCUUGGCUCAUGCCAUGUUAUCCUGUUUGUUAGGCCACUGUUAUUAACAUGUACUACAGAUGUCUUUCCAAAUAUUAAUGUAUUUGCCAACCUGAUUUUAUAACUGCGGAAGGCUCUUCAGCACUGACAGCAAAAUGAACUCUUGGAUCCGCCUCUCUUCUGACAGUGCAAUGGCACAAGGACAGAUUAAACCAAAUCUGGACCCUAAGUUCUCACAACAUGUUUACUAGUGUAUUUUAUAGAGUUAGAUAGAACUAAUGCAAUCCUGGAAUGUCUUAAAAUAGUUGCCUCUGAUCAAGUUUGUAAACUCAGUUUCAGUUGCUUUAGCCAAUUUUAUGUGUCCUGUCUUUGACUAUCUGAAAGUGGAAAUGAUGCCAUUUUCUUUGCUGAUGCUCCUUGUGGGUCAUGUGGAUGUGAAUGGGAAAACAUGACUCUUGAAAUGAUGAUAAUCUGGGUAGGCAAAAUGGAAUCCUCCAAAUGUUAUUGGACUCUAGCAUUUCUCAGCAUUGAAUAUCCUGGCUAGAGGACAAGGGCUGAUGUGCAUUGCAGUCCAAGCAUUUUGGAGGGUUGCAUUUUGGCUUGCCAUCAAUGAUACCUCUCUGUAAAUGGGUGCUGUGUUUCACUAAUUAUUCCAAGUACGUUAUUUUUUAAAAAAUGAAAGAGGAACCAUAUUCUCAUUGCUGCUGUCAUAUCUUCACUGGGCAUAUUUCCCACCAUCACUGUGAUAUUUUAAAAUUUGCUGUAAACAACUGACUAUUUUUUAGAAAAUUACUCUUUUUAAUAGCUCUCUUUUGAAUUAGCAAACCAUAUCGCAAUCCAACGUUUACUCAUUUUUCUAAAGGCAUGCUAUUCAGCAUUAUCUGCCUGCUACUUUCAAGACAUAAAAUAACUCGUGGUCCAUUCACACUAUAUCAUUACGGAGUGAUAUUCCAUUUUAACUCUCACGAUAGCUGCCUAGGGAAUCCAGGGAUAUGCAGUUUAGAGAAGAUCAGUUAGAGUGUUCAACCAGAGAGCUAUGGUGCCUGACCAAACUACAAAUCCCAGGAUUCCAUUCGAUGUUGAUCUGGUAUUUAAAAUGACAUCAUAUUGCUAUAUGCGUAAUGUGGAAGUGCCCUUUUUUCUAGAUGGCACCAAGCUGCACUAUGUACCAUCUGUUUGCACGUGAUUUCAUUUUCAGAUAUCCCUCCAAGCCCUGUGAUAUAAGUAUUAUAGACUGACCUAUUGAGGCUUAGAAACCCACUUGAAGAUGCAAUUGAUUCUGACUGUGCUAGUCUUGGAUUUGAUCUGUUUGUUGCAGAUUCUUGCUCUGUUUAGUUAUCAACAUGGGGUUGUUUUGGAAAAAUCGCAGUACAAAAGGGUCAAGCAGUAGUCUGCAGAGCUUUGUGAGUACUAUAAUGACUAUGAAAUACUUUCCCCAUUCAAAGUGUGUUCCUAGUGAUUACUCUGGCAGAAAAUAAAUACAGCUCCUUUUCCUAACAGACCUUUUCAUCUAGUUAAUAAUGGCAAUGUAUAGAAUUGUCUGUUUUGUCCAAAAGUUUAAUACCUGCUUAACUGCAGUAAACAAACAAACAAACAAAAGGAUUGACUGUCUCAAAAGGUACCUAUGCCAUGGCUUUCUUAAUGAAUUGAAUAGGUAGACCUUGAUGGUUAGAAACAUGUUAAGGCACACACAAUUGCCAAAUUUAAGGUCUGGCUUUUGAUCUGCAUAUUGGAUAUAUUUUGAUACAAUAAUAAUACAAAAGAAGUCUUUGUUAUCAGUCACUAGUCUCCCUGUAAGAUAAUCUCCCAGAGUUUAAUUUUGCAUUUGUAAUGGUGAUCAAAGGACUCCAAGUGGUGCAGCGAGUUAAGCCGCUGAGCUGCUGAAUUUACUGACCAGAAGGUUGGAAGUUUGAAUCCAGGGAGCAGGGUGAGCUCCCGCUGUUAGCUCCCGCUGUUAGCUUCUGCCAACCUAGCAGUUUGAAAACAUGCAAAUGUGAGUAGAUCAAUAGGUACCACUUUGGCGGGAAGGUAACGCCACUCCAUGCAGUCAUGCCAGUCACUUGACCUUGGAGGUGUCUACGGACAACGCCGGCUCUUUGGCUUAGAAAUUGAGAUGAGCACCCCCACCCCCAGAAUCGGACAUGACUAGACCAAAUGUCAGGGGAAACCUUUACCUUUAAUGAUGAUUAAGAACAGCUAAGAGUUUUCACUUAAAAGUAGAGCUGUCUUGUAAUGGAGUCUCUCCAGGCCUGCAUUUUAGACUUGUGACUGUAGGAAGGAGCAAAAUGACCAUGAAAGGGUUUCAGUGGAGCCCCAUCAUCAAAUGGGAAGAUAGGAUCUUAGAUACUUCUUAGUCAGUCCUAGUCUUUAACCAGCUUCCUCUUUUAUUGGAACUCUAGUCUUGGAGCAGAGAGGAAAAGGCAUUUUGUGUUAGUGGGAGCACAUAAACCUGAUGAAUCUACAAUCUUUUUGGGCUCCAACUACAUUCCCAGCUUGGUGGGAUUUAGUUUAGCCCCAAACUGGUCUACAUGCAUUGUUUCCAGUGGGAAGGGGUUGAAUUAUAUUUCAGAAAGAACAAUAGCUUCCUCCACUUUUUUCCCCUUAGAGACAAGAGACCAGGAGGCUUUUGGACAGAAUUUGAGUGUCUUUUCAUUAGACCUUCAGUUCCCUUAGGUUUGUGUGCUAAAAUAUAAAUAACAGUAUGUAAUAUUUUAGAUCUGGGAAGGGGUAUAAUAAUAACUACAGACCUAGUGAGACCCAACCACUGCAGAGUUGUUAUCAUGACCAUAGUUUUUUUUUUUUUGCUAUGUCUCAGAUCCAUGAGCUCCAUAAUUGAGAUGGUUACAAGUCAGCAAAUGACAAAUUAAAAAAUAAAUAUAUCCUUGUCUUCUUGAAUGUAUUUGAACUGUAACUCAUUUUUGUAUUGUUUGUACUUGCCAAUAUUGGGGGUAUCUCUAUUGCUGUACUACUAAAUAAAAGUCUUGUGGAAAGAGUGCCGUUUGA